This is a messenger RNA of Felis catus (domestic cat), 3273 nucleotides long. It is a transcript of the gene POLR2M, whose product is annotated as RNA polymerase II subunit M. Bases 174 to 1274 code for a protein of 366 amino acids. The record is from RefSeq and is a predicted model, not a curated record. Gene Ontology annotation, cellular component: nucleus; nuclear envelope; RNA polymerase II, holoenzyme. Gene Ontology annotation, biological process: maintenance of ER location; intracellular signal transduction; transcription elongation by RNA polymerase II. NCBI's taxonomy places the organism in Eukaryota, Metazoa, Chordata, Mammalia, Carnivora, Felidae. Gene Ontology annotation, molecular function: transcription elongation factor activity. The transcript has 4 exons.
UUUCCGGUGUUUCAAUAAAGCUCGAUUCGGCUCGAAGAAGACCUGUUCUUCCGGGAAAAUGGCGACUCCCGCUCGUGCCCCGGAGUCCCCGCCGGUCGCGGAUCCGGCGCUAGCCGCGGGGGCUGCUGAGGAAUCCGAGUGCCCGCCGCCUCGCCAGCCUCAGCCCCCGCAGAAUGUCCUCGCUGGCCCGCGGCUUCGAGCCCCAAGCUCCCGAGGACUUGGGGCGGCGGAGUUUGGCGGAGCUGCAGGAGAUGUUGAAGCGCCAGGAGAGACUUUUGCGCAACGAAAAAUUCAUUUGCAAAUUGCCCGACAGAGGUAAAAAGAUCUUAGACUCUUUUGCCAAACUGAAAGCUGCCAUUGCAGAACGUGAAGAAGUUAGAGGAAAAACUGAACUGUUUCAUCCUGUUAGUUUAGACUGUAAGCUAAGGCAAAAAGCAAUUGCAGUUGUUGAUGUGGACACAGAUCAGGCCCAGAAUUCUGACCAGAUACUUGAUACUUCGUCUCCAGUUUGUGGCUGUUCCUCUGUAAGUAACUUCAAGUCGUCUGAAACAACCUCACAACCACAUCCUACUCACAAAGGCGAUGAAGAGGCUCCCGAGGUUGAGGACACAGUGAGCAAGUGCCCGGUUCCCAGUAGCAGAGCGAGUAUGCCUUCCUCUUCUGAAGCUGGUGAGCGUCUCCCUCAGCGUCGUGUUUCAAGUCAGGCAGAAGAUCAUUCCAGCAGCUCGGACAACCUGUUUAUUGACAGGUUACAAAGGAUCACAAUUGCGGACCCAGGUGAACAGCAUUCGGAACAGGACAGGAGUGCUGAGAACUUGGCAGGGCUUUGUCGUGGGGCACAGAAGAAGCCUCAUUACAUGGAAGUGCUAGAAAUUCGAGCCAAGAACCCAGUGCCCCCACCACAUAAAUUUAAAACUAAUGUAUUACCUUCACAACAAAAUGAUUCAUCCAGUCAUUGGCAGAGAACAGGGUCUCCCAUUUCCUUGGAAGAAAGGCGGCUCAGGGAUAAGAAGCAUCUUGAUGACAUCACAGCAGCUCGGCUCCUGCCACUUCACCAUAUGCCCACACAGCUGCUCUCCCUGGAAGAAUCUGUGGCACUUCAGAAACAGCAGAAACAGAAUUAUGAGGAGAUGCAAGCCAAGCUCGCGGCACAGAAAUUAGCUGAAAGGCUUAAUAUAAAGAUGCAGAGCUAUAAUCCGGAAGGGGAGACUUCGAGGAAGUACCGAGAAGUAAGGGAUGAAGAUGAUGAUCAGUCCUCUGGUGAGGAGUUCUGAAGACGGGCAUUGGGAUAAUGCCUGAAUCUCUGUCUGCUGAGAUGUCAUGGUCACAUCAGACUUUCUAACAAGUAUCAAGAUCAGUGUCAGGCAUUGUUGAGGGAAGGAAUUUUAUAAAGUUACACAAAGGUAGCUAUUAAAAGAGCCCAGUUUGUCUUUCAGGAGAGGACUUUGAUGUGCUUAAGAAGUUUAAUAUUUGAAUAUUGUGUUUGACCAUAUUGUAUUAAAGUUCUGCAGUAUGCUGUGUGUUGGUCUGAUAUUUUAGUACAUAGUAAGCACGGUUUUAUUUUCCUCUAAGCCAAAUGAAAGCGGGUAACUGCUCUUUUCCUUAUUCUUACCUCUGUGGAAUAGCAUUUAUUACAUGUCUUUCAGUGAAAUAUUUGGUUGCCCCAGGCAUCACCUAAAAUGAAUUAGGAAGAUAAAGUUCCCUGCUUUUUUGAGUAAGGAAGGGAGCAGUCUAGAGAAUUUUAUGCAUGUUUGCUGCAUGGGGUUGAGGUACUGGAUGUGAAGUACCUAGGAAGGCACUCAUAGAAAAUUCUUAAAUGUUUGUUUCCUUCUUCUGUCUUCCCUUUAGGAAGAAUGUUCUCUUUCUUCUGAUUAGGAAUGAGGAGUACUUUUAGUUGAUGCUGGAGGGUGGAGGAUCUUUCUGGAUGGUCAGAUUUGCCUGGAGUAACACAAGAUACAGGAAAAGUCUAGGGUGACUGUGUAGGGGAAGGGAAUAGCUGUUCGUAGGCUUGCCCUAAGAGGUGACCAGUUCAGUUUGGUAAGAACACCAUUUUUUUUUUUAAAGCGACAAUUGAAUUUUCAACACAUAGCUUGCCUCUCCCCAGCCCUGCCCCAAAGAAGCAUAUAUAGACUACAGAAAUCUCCAUCCCAUAUGUAUACAUGUUUAUGUAAUUUUGAAGGAUUAUGUGGAGAUUUCUUUGUUUACUCUGUUGGAGCCUUUAAACAGUGUUGAAAGGAAGAAUAAAAUAAGAGCAUCUUCAUAAUGUUAAUGGUGAUGUUUUACUGGUGCUUAAAUUUAACUUGCUUUAAAAGAGACUUUCAUAUAUGAAAUUUUCAUGAAGACACAUUGAGGUGUGUGAUAGGAAGGGCUCAGUUCUCUAUCACGGACAUACGGGCACCGCUACUGCUUUCCGUCCCCUUCCACCCCUCCGCCCCCCCGGCAAAUAUAGAAAUACCCUGAGGUAACAAAUUCAUUAUUUCUGCUUUCAAAAACUAACAGUAAAUGGAUUUUGCAACAUAAAAUUAUUCUUUAGAGAAUAAAAUAAUACACUUCUGGAAAGCCAGGUAAUACGGAAGGGCUCACGUGCAUGUACACACAGUCCCCUGUAUUCGUAUCACCUAGAGAGAGCCUCUGUUAAGGUUUGGGUCUAUUUUGCUUUUACAUACUUUUCAAUGCAUAGCUAUAUGUUUAUAUUUUCAAUAAUGCAAUCAUACUGUACGAUGUUUCAUAGUCUGCUCUGUGUAUUGUAAACAUUUUCCAUGUUAGAUAUUUUGCAUUUUAGAUAGCUACAAUUCAAUUUUAUGGUGUACCAUAACUUGCGACACCAACUUAUUAAGAACUUGAUUGUCAGUUAUAAUGUAAACUGUAAACAACAAUGUGAUCAACAUCUUAAAAGAUAAUCACAUUUGUACAAAAAUGAUUUAUUUCCGGAAGAUACCUUUCUAGAAGUGAAAUUGUUAGCUGGAAGUGUAGGUACGUUUGAGAGUCUUGAUGUACGUCAAUCACCAUAAAGGUUGUGUCCCUUUAUGUACCUGCUAGCAAUAUCAAACUCCCAGAACUGAAAAUUGCUGUUGCAAGUGUUUGUAAAUUGAAUAAUUACGGGAAAGGAUUAUUUUUAAAAUUUGUAUUUCUUUGAUUACUUAAUGAAGGGUGAGUGUUUUUUUCAUGUUUGUUGACCAUUUAUAUUCAUUGUUUUGAGCGUUGCUUAUUCAUAACUGUAAUUCCUUUGAGAGAGUGCUGUUUUUAUUGGUUUAUAAAUUCUUGAUGAAUUAA